AUGCAGCUGCGACAGCGAGGGGUCGGAACUUCAGGUUGGAUCAGUUGCCCGUACCGGGCCUGGGCGAAGUCAAAGCUCAUCAGCCCGGCACCGAAAUGCUGCAGGGAGAAGUUCAAUCGGCCAGAAUCGGUGCGAGACUCACAGAUCAAAGAGGUGCGCUGGUCGGCUGCGCAUGCUACCGGCGCCAUGCAUGCUUGCAAGCCGCUCCUAGGCGGCUCUGGGAUGUUUUGCAGUCUCCCAAUCGUUGCACUGCACCCAAAAGCAGCGACUGACAUUGGCAUUGCUGUCCUAUUCCUGUGGCGGCAGGACCAGUUCACCUGCACAGCUUGA
Messenger RNA from Symbiodinium natans, 330 nucleotides. The record is from the annotation of a GenBank genome assembly. NCBI's taxonomy places the organism in Eukaryota, Dinophyceae, Suessiales, Symbiodiniaceae.